Acipenser ruthenus (sterlet) is the source of this 2645-nucleotide messenger RNA. RefSeq names its product probable G-protein coupled receptor 146. Gene Ontology annotation, cellular component: membrane. Gene Ontology annotation, biological process: G protein-coupled receptor signaling pathway. Gene Ontology annotation, molecular function: G protein-coupled receptor activity. NCBI's taxonomy places the organism in Eukaryota, Metazoa, Chordata, Actinopteri, Acipenseriformes, Acipenseridae. The record is from RefSeq and is a predicted model, not a curated record. The coding region runs from base 287 to 1288 and encodes 333 amino acids. The transcript is spliced from 2 exons.
AAACAAAAAAAGAAAAACGUAAUCGUCUCAGAUAAAAUACAAGUGCAUGGCUUUUCUGAGAAAGCAGCACGCCGUGUCUGUGUUCUCUCUUUAGAGAAACACAAGCUUAAAAACAUUUUAAUAAAUACGAAGUGUUCGGCUUGUCUAUUUUCUACUGACUACAAUCACUAUCAUUGAAUUGGACGCUGUUAUUCUGAGACGGAGGGGAAAGAAAUGGGAUAACACUAGAAGGCACUGCGAGGGCUGAUCCGGUGGCCAGGGACUGACCCCCAGAAGGAAGGUCGCUAUGUGGGGCUGUGUGAGCUCCAACGAGACAGACGACAGCUCGGACCACCGGCUCUGCCAAGACUUGGGGCUCAUCCUUUCCCUCUCCUCGCUCUUCUACCUCAUCGUCUGCUUCCCCAUCGGCCUGUACUACAAUGCUCUGGUGGUGACAGUCAACCUCUGCAACAAGGUGUCCAUGACCAUGCCAGAUGUCUACUUUGUCAACAUCGCCAUCGCCGGACUCGUGCUCAACAUGGUAGCGCCGGUGCAGCUGCUGGGCCCCGGCUACAACCACUGGGCCACGUGGGACUUCAACAACGAGGUGUACAUCACCCUGCUCAUUCUGUUCAACAUUUCCUCUCUGGUGAUCAUGUACUCCACCACACUGCUGAGCCUGGACUACUACAUAGAGCGCGCCCUUCCCAGGACCUACAUGUCCAGCGUCUACAACACCAAGCACGUCUGCGGGUUCAUCUGGGGCGGGGCGGUGCUCACCAGUUUCUCGUCCCUCCUGUUUUACGUCUGUAACCACGUCUCCACCAAGAUCAUCGAGUGCUCCAAGAUGCAGAACAAAGAGGCGGCGGACGCCAUCAUGAUGUUCAUCGGGUACGUCGUGCCCGCCAUAGCGGUGUUCUACGCUUUUGUGUUGAUACUGAGGAUCCGGAAACAGUCGACGCCCCUCGAUCAGGACUCCGGGAGGCUGGACCCUUCAGUGCACAGGCUGCUGCUGGUCUCCGUCGGUGUGCAGUUCGCUCUGUGGACGCCUUACUACGCAACGCUUUUGGUGCACACGCUUUCCGGGAUUCAAGGAAGGCACCUUCACGGACAGCACUUGAGAACGUAUUACUUCGUUAGGGGUUUGUCCAAACUGUUGGCUUUCUCAAGCAGCUUCGCCAUGCCUCUGAUGUACAGGCACAUGAACAAGAGCUUCUCGCGGAAGCUGCGACGGCUCCUGAACAAGCUGCACUGUGGGAAGCAGGGCUGCUCCCAGGAGAGAUCUGCAGAGCAGCAGGUGGUUACCUGAAGAACCAGGAGCUGUGCUGCGCAAGUAUACUUAAACAAACAAAACUGAAGUCUAUGCAGGAAUAACCACAGUGAGAGAUACGUACCCAUCUCUGGAAAAUCAAAAAAAAAAAAAAAAACAAUCACUCAGUGAGGCAUUUCAAAUGUUGAAUUUUUCUACGAGCUAGCCACUUACAAGAAACUACCAAGUGCUGUUUUAGCUUUCAAGGUGAGAGAGAGAGAGAGAGAGAAUCAGGCAGGACUCCGCUCUGCAAGGCGGGCGCCACUGUGAUGCGUGCACUAAGUGUCUGCAGACCCAAGUUUUUACAAUGCACACGUCUCACAUGUUUCCUAUAUAUCCCAACUCAGUAAAGCAAAGCUCGAUGGUUUUACUUAACGUGCAAAGCAAAAUGCCAAAGCAGUUUGAUAGAGCGCUGACAACGAGCACGUGGGACAAGACUGACUGCCAAGGGGGGAAUUUAUUAGCAGGCAUUCUGGGAAGAACAUUAAACAAAAAAGAGACAGCGUACUGGACCCUCUUUGUAGUGCAGAUAAGGCAUUGGAGUUUCCUGGGAUUAUGUAACAGUUUACUCAACAAUCCCACCUAAAUCGUGUUUCUGGAUAGCUGUCUGGCUCGCUUUCCUACCUUUGGAAUGCAUCCUUUCUGGGCAUUGUGUUCUGUUUGUGUUGCUAAGAAGCAGCAGUAAAAAUCACCAAGAAACUAAAGUCACACACACAAAAAUGUGUUGGCUUGUGCCUUCAGCAGCUUAAACCAGUGUAACUCAGGGAUGAAGGCAACCCCUUUCAUGAUCACUCAAAUUAUUAUUUAUUAUUUUUAAAAGAUCAAAAUAGGUAACGUCUGGUCCUUCCCAUCUCUUGGCAGUUGUCUUCUUUGCCACUUUGUGCAUAUAAAUGUGCGCUGGCCCUGGCCCCUGUAUCUCUGCCUUAACAACAAAACAAAGACAGCACAUUGAAUUAACCAUCUUUGAUCCACUGACCACUGAAGAUAUGAAUGCUUCCAUGUAUGUAGUACGUAUGUAUAAAUGAGCCAAUAAAGUAAAAUGUUUUACUUGUAUAUUUAAAAAAAAAAAAAAGUACUGUAUAUUUGAAAAGGGUCUUUUAAAACGAGUCUAGAAUUAUUUAAAAAUGUUUAAGCUCUACAUUUAAGCUUUUUAAUGAAAAACGUCAUUCAAAGAUGUGAAAGCUACUGUAAAAUAUGAAGCGUGUAUAUAUUGUCUGUUAGACACUCUCCAGAAAGAGCGUGCCCUUAAAAUACCAGUAUUAUUUCUCUCGGAGCUAUUAUUGUAUUGAUUACCCACUAUAUUGUCCUUAUAUUGAGCUGCAGACUGUUAAUCCAAUAAACUAACGGUAAUAUUUUA